AUGAUGGAUUUACAAGAGACUAUUGAAGCAUAUAAACGAUCUGAAUUGAAUCAAAAUGACACAUCUUUAAAAAAAGAACAUGAAUCAAUUCCAAAAAGUCCUAUUUUUUUAAAAAAAGUACCUUUAAAUUCAAUAUAUACAAAGACGUUACAGAAUGAUUCAUCGAUUAAAGCAGGAUCAAAUUCUUUAAAUGAUGAUAAUUUUAAACAAAGAACUCUUCCAUUUAGCUUAUCUGGUAUAGUGAAAAAACACAAUUAUCUAAAUAGUUUAUCUAACUACGAAGAUAUUUCUAAACAAGAAGAUCUUAUGUACAAUAAAACAAUAUUAAAAGAGAAAAAUAGCAAAAAAAUUCCAGAAAAUAAUUUUGAAGUUUGCAUUCAUGAAAAAACUCCUUCUAAGUUUUUGAAUUUCACUAAUCAUUUACAUAAUUCUCCUCUUUUACAAGGAAAUGUUGCAAUGGAAUCUCAGUUGUCAAUAUCUAAAAAUCCAUGGAGGAAUAAAUUAUCAGGUUUUUCACCUCCUACAAAACGUAAAAAUAUGGCUAUAGAGUCUUCUGAAAAUGGUGAUUCUAUAGUUUUUACUGGUACUGAAAAUUCACUUGUCGAUUCUACAGACAUAUUUUCUAAUACUAAAAAACAAAAAAUAUUACAACCAAAUUUUAAUCAACUAAAUAUUCCUUUAGCUAAUAUAGGAAAUAUUUCUAAAGAUUCUUCAAAAUUUAACCAAAAAAAAAUAAAUGUUUCAGAUCAAAAUAAUGGAGGAGUAGGUUUACUUUUUUCUGGUCUAGAAAAGAAUGCUGAAUUAUUGCACACAAAUUCUCAGCUUUUAUCUAUAAAGCAAAAAACGAAAGAUGUAAAAUCCAAAUUUUUUGGAUUUCAAAAGUUUUUAGACGGAUUAGGUCGAGAUCAUAAUUCUCUUCAUAAAGAAAUUAUAAAAUGGUCAAAUGAAAUAAAAUCAUUUCAAACAGAUAUUAUAAAAUCACGCGAAAGUUUACAAGGAAUUAUACAUCAAUGCGAGGUUUUAACUCGUCAAGGAAAACUAAAUUCUAAAGUUCAUAAACAACUUGGUGAAGUAAAAGAGGAGUUAGUAAAACAGAAUAUGUAUCGCAAAAGUCUUCAAGAAAAAAAUUUUAAAGAUGCUACCCUUCUAGCUGAAGAACGAGAUAAGGUUCGGUUUCUAGAAAAUCAAUUAAUAAGUGAAAGAAAAGAAAAAGAUAAUCAAUAUAAUAAAUUUUUAAAAGAACAUGAAUUUUUUGAAAGAUUAUUGCAAAAUUUUUAUGAAGAAACUCAGAAAAAUGAAAAUACUUUAAAAAACAUUUUUACACGAUGGUCUGAUGAAGUAAAAACAAUGGAACAUAACAUUUUACAUGAAAUUAGUCUGAAUUUUCAUGCUGGAUCAAAUAUUUUUGAUCCUUUUUUGAAAGAAAUUCGAGAAAAAUGGCAAAAAUAUUCAAAAGAAUCUCUUUCUAUCUAUUCUGAUAUUAAAAACUUUCAUUCAAAUAUUCUUUCUUCUAAUAACAAACGUAUUGAGGAUUUGGAAAAUAAUAUAAAGCAAGCAAAUAUAAUAAUAAAAGAAAAAGAAGAAUACGAAUCUGUUAAAAAAACAGAUGAUUUUGUUCAAUUAGCUAAAUCGUUUCAAUUAGAAAUAGAAGGGUUGAAAAUACAUCUUGAAAAAUUUAAAACAGAUUUUGAAAAGCCAUUUCAUUUAAAUAAUAAUAAUAAUAAUGAAAACUAUUUAGAUAAAUUUCAAAAUAUUAAAGAGAUUUCUGAAAAAUUAAAGAUUACUGAAAAAAAUCAUGAACAAUUGUCUAAUGAAAAUAUUAAACUUCAAAAUAUUAUUAAAGAUAUGAAACAGGAAUUAAAAGUAUCUAAGGAUGAAUGUGAUUCUUUAAAGAGCAAAAUGAUAAAUUUAGAAAACUCAAAUUCUCUGUUUAUGGAUCUUUCUAAUAAUAAUGAACUUAAAAAACAAUAUGAAAAAGAAAUUGCUGAUUACGAGAGGCGUGUUCUAAAGUUAAAAGAAACCGAACAGGCGAAGUUUGAUAAUAUAAUAAAAUCUAAAGAUAAUAAAAUUAAUAAAUUGGAAAAAGAAAUUUUACUUUUAAAAUCUUUAAAUAAUGAUAAAAAUAAUAUAGAUGAUAAAUUGUCUUAUAAGGAGAAAUUAAUUUGUAUGGUUGGAUUGGAAAAAGCAGAAUUAAUUGAAAAAAUUGCAGAUCAAGAUAAUACAAUAAAUUCAUUGAAAUUCGAAAUAACAAAAUUGCUUAAGAAUAAUUUUUCUGAUGAUAUUAAUAAAGACUCGCAAAAAAUUCGAAUUUCUCACUCAAGUAAUAGGAUAAUUCAUCAAACUCCUGGAAAAUCAAAUAAUCCAUCUAAAAUAAAUAUUAAUACUCCUAUUCAUUUAGUAUCUCAAAUAAUAUCUCCUCCUAGUGAAAAUAAAAUAAAAAGAGUACAUUCUAGUUCUUUAGAAUACGUAAAUAAUGAAAAUAAAAUCAAUUCCAGACUUACAAAAAAUAUUGAAAAUUGUUUAAGAGAUGAAACUGUUGCUGGUAAUCUAGAGUCUUUGAAUGAUGAUCUUGUUUCCGCUUUUAUUGAAGUACCUAAAAAAUUAUUAAACUCACCUAGUCAGGAAGAUCACUCAUUAUUGGAAAAAAUUGAUUCUCCUUUAGUCUUUUUUGAUAAUACUGCUAAUACUCAACACAAAAGUCUUGGCUCUGCACAAUUAGUUUCACAAUCUCUAGUGUCUUCAGGAAAAGAUAACAAGAAAAGUAUUAUAAAUAAUAAUAAUGUUUACAAAAAUUAUAAAGAUGAAAACAUUGAAACUAUUACUCCCGAACAUUUAUCUCUAGAUGCUAAUAGUUCAAAGAAUAUAGAAAAUGGAUUAAGGAAGAAGAAUCAAGAUAAACAGAAAAUUUCAAAAAAAGCACAAAAUGAAUAUUCUAAUAAUGAUACUAAUUUUUGGCUUACUGCACAAUUAGGAAAUUCAACAGACCAAAAAAGCUAUUCAACUAGAAGCAUUACUAACACAUAUAAGAAAAAAAAAAAUGGUAAAUAUUUAUAA
This is a messenger RNA of Pneumocystis jirovecii RU7, 3054 nucleotides long. RefSeq lists its product as uncharacterized. NCBI's taxonomy places the organism in Eukaryota, Fungi, Ascomycota, Pneumocystomycetes, Pneumocystales, Pneumocystaceae. The coding region runs from base 1 to 3054 and encodes 1017 amino acids. The transcript is spliced from 14 exons. The record is from RefSeq and is a predicted model, not a curated record.